GCAUCCCUGCCUGCCAGAGCAGCCCCUUCCCCCCCUCCACCUGCGGAGCCCUUGGCUUUGUCCCGUGUUUCUCCCCAUCCCCUGGCUCGGGGGUGCUGGAUGCGGCCGCGGGGAGCGGAGUCUGGUCUGGAGCUGCGCUAGAGGAGGGACCUGCCGCAGGUCCUUGGUGCAGGUUGGUGCUUCAGGAUGGACCCACUCUUCCCUGCCCACAUUUUUGAAGACCCUGACCUGAGAAAGCUGCUGAAUGACUCCUCCAUGCUCAACCUGAGCUUUCUCCCCAGCAACUGGUUCAACAACAGCACGGGGGACAGCUUCCUGCCACUCAGCAUCAAGAUCACCAUCGUGGUUGUCUACUCCAUCGUGUGCAUUGUGGGGCUGGUGGGCAACUGCUCCGUCAUGUAUGUGAUCGUCAGAUUCACCAAGAUGAAGACAGCAACCAACAUUUACAUCUUUAACCUUGCUCUGGCUGAUACCCUGUGCCUGAUGACCUUACCUUUCCAGGGUACAGACACGUUUCUGGGCUUCUGGCCCUUUGGCAACGUCCUCUGCAAGAUUGCCAUCUCUAUAGACUACUACAACAUGUUCACAAGCACCUUCACGCUGACCAUGAUGAGUGUGGAUCGCUACAUUGCUAUCUGCCACCCUAUCAAAGCCCUGGACAUCCGCACUCCCCACAAGGCCAAGGUGGUGAAUGUCUGUAUCUGGGCACUGGCUUCUGUCUUUGGCAUCCCAGCGAUGGUGAUGGGAUCUGCGGAGAAUGAAAACAAUGAAAUUGAUUGUCUAAUUAAACUCCCCUCACCCGUGGACUAUUGGGAUCCAGUGUUUGGCAUCUGCGUCUUUCUCUUCUCCUUUAUGAUCCCCGUGUUGAUCAUCACCAUUUGCUACAGCCUCAUGAUCAGACGACUCAAGAAUGUCCGUGUGCUCUCAGGCUCCAAGGAGAAGGACCGAAACCUGAGGCGCAUCACCCGAAUGGUCCUGGUGGUGGUGGCAGUCUUCAUCAUUUGCUGGACUCCCAUCCAGAUUUUCGUGCUGGUCCAGUGCUUGGGUGCCAAGGCAGAAAGUGAGCUCGAGCUGGCCAUCUCCUGCUUCUGCACUGCGCUCGGCUACGCCAACAGCAGCCUGAACCCUGUGCUCUAUGCCUUCUUGGAUGAGAACUUCAAGGCAUGCUUCAAGAAGUUCUGCUUCCCCACCGCCUUCAGGACCGAGCUCCAGAUGUCCAACAGGAUGUGCAGCAUUGCCAAGGAUGUUGCCUAUGCCUGCAAGAACUCAGAGGGGACUAACAAUCCGGCCUGA
Acanthisitta chloris (rifleman) is the source of this 1293-nucleotide messenger RNA. RefSeq names its product opiate receptor-like 1 (gene OPRL1). The record is from RefSeq and is a predicted model, not a curated record. Gene Ontology annotation, cellular component: membrane; neuron projection. Bases 187 to 1293 code for a protein of 368 amino acids. Gene Ontology annotation, biological process: neuropeptide signaling pathway; sensory perception of pain. Gene Ontology annotation, molecular function: nociceptin receptor activity; neuropeptide binding. Lineage: Eukaryota; Metazoa; Chordata; Aves; Passeriformes; Acanthisittidae. The transcript is spliced from 4 exons.